Messenger RNA from Acanthocheilonema viteae, 489 nucleotides. NCBI's taxonomy places the organism in Eukaryota, Metazoa, Nematoda, Chromadorea, Rhabditida, Onchocercidae. The record is from the annotation of a GenBank genome assembly.
AUGUCCCAAUUACCCCACGGUCAAGCAACGCCUGAAAAAGGAGGAUACUGGAGACGUCCAGACAUACUAAUUGGAGCCGACUACUUCUUUGAAUUUAUGUCACCGCACAAGCUUCGCAAUAUGGCAUCUGGAUUCUACAUUAUCUCCACCAAGGUUGGUCCUAUAAUAACAGGUAGUGGAUACAUGACUUGCAGUUCUAAUCAAAUUGAUAGUGAUUCUGACAGAAUUAAUUCGAUCAGUGUGACCACUGUUACAACACAUCCAGAUAUCGAUCAGUUUUGGGAACUAGAAUUAAUAGGGAUCCAAGAGCAACCAAAUGCACAAGACGAUGAAAAAGCUCUAAAUCUGUUCAAACAAACCAUCACUAAGGGAAACAAUAGAUACCGAGUUUGCUGGCCAUGGAAAAUUUUGCUGUCAGAAACUGAUAGAGUCUGUCAAUCUAAUCAAAGAUGCAAAACAGGCGAAAGAAAAAUCGGAGCAGCCUCAUGA